Messenger RNA from Diatraea saccharalis (sugarcane borer), 2341 nucleotides. Lineage: Eukaryota; Metazoa; Arthropoda; Insecta; Lepidoptera; Crambidae. The record is from the annotation of a GenBank genome assembly.
GCGAGAGCGAUGUUUUUAUGAAUAAAUACUCAUUUUUUUCUGAUAUAAAAUCUGAUAAAAUUAUUGAAUCCAAAAUUUUAUUUUCAUAAACUGUGUACGUAAUGGCUGGCACGUGACACAGGCUGAACUGUGUUGUGGUGUACCUCAAGCAAGUCCUAGAAUUUAGAAAUCGUAGUUUAAUUAUUCUGCUGGGUAAACUCUUUCCCAUAUUAAAUAACUGUUCGCCAGAGUGUUUAGUUGUGCUUCCGUAGAAGUUAUUUUUAUUUGGUGAACACAUUGCCAAAAUGGUUUAUGAGUCUCUUCCUAGGACAGUGCGAAUUUUGUUACUUGGUGACCCAGGCGUCGGUAAAACUUCUUUGAUACUUUCACUGGUAACAGAAGAAUUCACAGAGCAUGUGCCGUCGAAAGCAGAAGAAAUUACUAUUCCUGCGGAUGUAACUCCUGAACAAGUACCAACUAACAUAGUUGAUAUAUGUGUUGCUGAACAAUCCUUAGAGCAAGUGGCAGAAGAAAUAGAAAAGGCACAUGUUAUCUGUAUAGUAUUUUCUGUAGACAAACAAGAGACAUUAAGUAAAAUCGCUUCUUAUUGGCUGCCCUUUGUGAGAGACAAUUGCCCAGAUGACUUGAGAAAACCAGUUAUUCUAGUUGGAAACAAAAUAGAUUUAAUUGAUUAUUCUGUAAUUGAUAACAUUUGGGAUAUCGCAGAGGAGUAUCCAGAAGUGGAUAGAUGCAUAGAAUGCUCAGCAAAGACUCUCACAAAUGUGUCAGAAAUGUUUUACAAUGCACAAAAAGCAGUUUUACAUCCUAUAAAUCCAAUAUAUUCUAUUGAUGAGCAAGAGUUGACAGAAAAAUGCAAAAAAGCUCUUUCACGGAUAUUUAAGAUAUGUGAUUUGAAUGGUGAUGGAGUUCUUGAUGACUAUGAAGUAACAAUUUUUCAAAGAAAGUGUUUUGAUACACCGUUGCAACUACAGGUUUUAGAUGAAGUAAAAUCAGUAAUUGCUCAAAACAUCGCGGGCGGUAUUGAAAAUGAGUGUAUAACACUUAAAGGCUUUAUUUUUCUUCAUUGUUUAUUUAUCCAAAGGGGAAGAAAUGAGACCACAUGGACAGUGCUCCGAAAAUUCGGAUAUGAUGAGAGUUUAGAAUUGACACAUGAGUAUUUAUAUAUUAACCUUAAAGUUCCCAUAGGUUGUACGUCUGAGUUAUCAUAUAAAGGUCAGCAAUUUCUAACACAGAUAUUUGAAAAAUAUGACCGCGAUAAAGAUGGCAUGUUAAAUCCUACAGAAUUGAAAAAUGUAUUCUCUUGUUGUCCAAGGAUACCAUGGCACAAUUUACGUUACACUGUUCCAACCAAUGAUAAGGGCUAUCUAACGUUACAGGGAUGGAUGUGUAGAUGGACUUUAAUGACACUGUUAGAUUUACAAAACACAAGUGCAUAUUUAGCUUAUUUAGGCUUUAAUUUUCUUGAAAAUGAGUCACAAAAAUCUGCUAUACAUACAACUCGUGAAAAAAAGGUUGAUAUUGCCAAAAAACAGUCCAGCCGUAAUGUUUAUCAGUGUCACGUUAUAGGUCCAAGGUCAUGUGGCAAAACAUCAAUUUGUAGGAGUUUUCUAGGUAUAGCUCAUAAGAAAAUAAAGCCGCACGCACAUGAGCGCGGCGACAGUAACAGUUCAGAGAAUUGUUGCAUUAAUACAGUGCUCGUGUACGGACAAGAGAAGAGUCUGGUGCUACGCGAGAUCCCUAUAACGCGAGUUUCUGAUCCGCUGCAGCCGCACGAGGUCAACUGUGACGUCGCCUGCCUCGUAUACGAUGUGGCCGCGAGUCGAUCUUUCGAGUACAUCGCCAGGAUAUAUAUAAAAUAUUUCGCGGAGAGUCAUAUUCCGGUACUGAUAGUGGGUACCCGGGGUGAAGCGUUGCCAGCGCGGCAGGAAUAUAUUCUGCAGCCGGACGUUUUCUGCACCAAGUACCAGUUGUUGCCGCCGCAGACGUUCAACGUGCGCGAAAAUAAACACGACAUAUUCGUGAAAAUCGCCACCAUGGCUGCUUUCCCACACUUGAAGCAUUUUGCAAGUCUGACCGGAGAUAAUUCUUCGUGGUGGAAGGCCGGUAUCGGCGUCGCCGCUGCGACUGUAAUGGGCUUCGUUAUCAUUAAGAUCUUCAGCUUCCAAAGACGAUAAACUCUUUAUUGCUUGUUGUCCACGUUGUAUAUAAAAGUUGUAUUAGACUAAUUUUUGUUUCAAUCGCAAUAAAUUAUUUAUUUAUGUACCAAAGAGAAGAAAAUAGAAUGUGUUACGAAUUAGAAUGAUUUGUUUUAAAAUAAAAUGUCAAUAAAACGUCUUAAUUA